AUGGAUUGUUUGUUGCCUGAUGCUUCUACUUCUACUAGUCAAAAUGUAGAUACUCGUGGACCUAAAGUUUAUCCUAUAGGUUUUUUAUUUAAUUUAUUAAAAUUAUUUUCUCUCAACAAAUUUUUAGAUCAAGAUGUACCGAAGACUUUCUUUCAAACUCCAAAAUCCGUUGUUAGACCUACACUUCCUGACCAAAUUUGUGUGAACAGUGAAAUGUCAAAGUUCCAUAAACCAUCUCUGCCGGUGAUUAAAAAACAGCUUGAACAACUUCGAAAUAAACUUAGCGAGAUUCCAAACGUUGAAUGGAGACGUCAUAUUGAUUAUUUAAUAACUUUAACUAUACAACAACAAUCAGAUAUAGAUUUACUUCGUACUUGUUCUUUAGGAUAUGAACAAUGGGCUAGUGGUCAAUUAAAGAAGUUUGGCAGUUUAUUGUGUGAACAUGCAAAUUUGACUUUUCAAAAGAAGAAAUUGGAAGAACAUGAAAAACUUCUAGUAAAGGAAAAGAAUGUUAUUGAAAGUAAAGUUGAAAUUUUGGAGAAGGAAAGGAAAAGAUUGGAAGGUGAAGUUAAAGACUUGAGACCUUACAAGGAAAAAUAUAAGGAUUCGCUUAAAGAAAUGGAAAGGUUAAAAUCUUCUAAUGAAACAUUCAAAAAAACUGCUAAAUUAAAUGAAGAAAAAUUAUCCAAAACAAAUGAAUUGACAAAAAAUCAGUCUUUAAUUGAAGCUGAAAGAAAUAAUUUAAAAAAACAAUUAGAGGAUUUACAAAAUAAAGAAAAUGGGAAAAUUAAGGAAUUGGAAGAAAAAUAUAGUUUGGCACAAAAAAGAAUAAAAGUUUUGUUGACUGAAUUUAAAUGUGAAGAUGAAAAGAAGGAUAGUUCUGACGAAAGUGCUCUUAAACAAAAAAUUAGUGAAUUGGAAGAAAAACUCGCUAAAGAAAAGAAAUUGAGGACUAUGGAAGUUAAAACGAAUUCUUCAAGUGAGAAUAAUGACCCACAUGAUGGUUUGUCCCGAACGACGAAGCGAGAACUUUCUUUGCGCGAUGCUGAGAUAAACCGACUUAAAGUUGAAUGUGCAGAGAAGGCAGAGGAAUUAAUUGAGGUUAUUUUUUGUGUUCUUUUUUAUGUACCAUCCUCUCUCCUAUCAAAAUUGCGUCCCUUCCUUGUUUUUGUAUAUUCCAUCAGUGUAAAGGUUUAGCGGUUUUUGUAUUAAUCAAGAAAAGAGGCAUUUUAGGACUUUUUAGAUUCACGAUUAUUGGGAAUUUUGUGGUCGGGAUUUCUGUUAGUCUUUGGCGUUAAUAUUAUAGUUAAUGUUAGAGAUUCAGGCAGGGGUUUAUUAUCUAACAUUCAACUUAAAUUAAUUCUUAUUUCCAAUUCACGAUUUCUAACCCAAAAAUUCGAGAGUUCCCGAUUUUCUGGAAUCUGGACUACAGGAAGCCUUAAAGUUGACCUUAAAAUCUUAUUUUUACCCUUAAG
Messenger RNA from Meloidogyne enterolobii, 1475 nucleotides. Lineage: Eukaryota; Metazoa; Nematoda; Chromadorea; Rhabditida; Meloidogynidae. The record is from the annotation of a GenBank genome assembly.